AUGGCGAGCGACGCGGGGCUGAGCUUCAAAGUGGUGGACGAGGACAGCGUGCAGAGGUUCAUCAGAAGUGCCGCCUACAACGAGCUGAUCGACUUCAUCACGCACCUAAACAGUUCCGUCGUGGCGGUGGAGAUGCAUCCCUUGGACCACUUCUACUCACGGGAGGACGCCACCGAAGUGGCCACGCCCACAGGUGAAGUAGCCGCGCCCACAGGCGAAGUAGCCGCGCCCACAGGCGAAGUAACCCCCCCCAGUGAGCAAGUCGAAAACAUCCUGCUCAUCUCGCGCAACGUGCAAAACGUUCUAACGCUCGUAAAGCGCAUGGACAAGUGCAUAGACCUCUGCCCCCCCAUAAAGCAACCCACUCGGUUUGGCAACAAAGGCUUCCAACUUUUCUGCGAUGAGUAUUACAAAGAGAUUGACGAAAGCUUGCCAGAGAUUUUAGCCCAAUCGGGUUUGAAGAACCUAUCGGAGCAUACCUUCCAGUUAGGUUACUACUUGAAGAACUCAGUUGGGAAUAGGAAGCGAAUUGACUACGGCACAGGGCACGAGUUGAAUUUUUUGCUCUUCCUCUUUUGCCUCAACAAGCUGCAGUUUUUUGGCCCCCCCGACCACAAGCACCUCGUCCUCGUUCUCUACCGCCAAUACCUCGAAUGCGUCAGGAGAAUCCAAAUCACCUACACCGUGGAGCCCGCAGGGAGCAGAGGCGCCUGGGGGCUGGACGACUUCCAGUUUUUAGUUUUUCUCUUCGGCGCUGCGCAGUUGUCCUACAACACGCAGAUAAAGACGGACGAUAUCGAAAAGAAGGAACUGCUGGAGUUGUGGGCACCCAAGUACCUCUACUUUGACGCGUUGAAAUACAUUUCGAUGCUGAAGCACGCCCCCUUUCACGAAUCCUCCCAAAUGUUGUACGACAUUUCCGGUGUGGAGACAUGGGAGAAAAUCUGCUCGGGGCUGCUGAAGAUGUACCAAGCGGAGAUCAUCCAGAAGCGCCAAAUCCUGCAGCACAUUCUGUUCGGCAAACUGAUUGACUUUUGA
Molecule: messenger RNA, 1038 nt
Organism: Plasmodium vivax (malaria parasite P. vivax)
Lineage: Eukaryota; Apicomplexa; Aconoidasida; Haemosporida; Plasmodiidae
Product: protein phosphatase 2A, regulatory subunit B', putative
Exons: 5
Coding region: 1-1038 (345 amino acids)
Biological process (GO): mitotic spindle organization
Cellular component (GO): cytoplasm; nucleus; protein phosphatase type 2A complex
Molecular function (GO): protein tyrosine phosphatase activator activity; peptidyl-prolyl cis-trans isomerase activity
Source: RefSeq, a predicted model, not a curated record